Cynara cardunculus var. scolymus (artichoke) is the source of this 2295-nucleotide messenger RNA. RefSeq names its product U5 small nuclear ribonucleoprotein 40 kDa protein. Lineage: Eukaryota; Viridiplantae; Streptophyta; Magnoliopsida; Asterales; Asteraceae. Gene Ontology annotation, molecular function: protein binding. The record is from RefSeq and is a predicted model, not a curated record. The transcript is spliced from 7 exons. Bases 61 to 1707 code for a protein of 548 amino acids.
GCAGACCAAUAAAACCAACCAGGGAUCAACAUCGCCGCCGGCCACAAACUACGGGAAGUUAUGGCGUCUACCGCUUCCGGUGACGAGAAGACCGAUAGGGAGGAGCAAGAAGAGGCUUUGGUCGCUUUGAUCGAACAUCGCGCCAAAGAAGUUGAUCAUCUUCGUACGCGUGUUGCUUAUUAUAAGUCCGAGCUUGAUGAAUCUGAGAAGAGGUUGGAGGAAACACAACGUAAAUUGGCGCGCCUUCGAAGUCGAGGCAAUGCUGUAUCAUCUACAAAAUUUUCUGAAAAUGGUAUAAAAGUAAAAGAAGAGAGGAGAUCGUGCAGUCCUUUAAAGAUCAGUGAACAUUCUUUACCGAACCAUGCUGAUAGAGGUAAUGCGAACUCCUACAAGAGCUACACGCCGGAUCAUCCUAGAAUUGCAAAACAUGAGCAGAGGCCACAGCUUGUUAUUCCUGCCGUGGAUCCGAAACAAUCUGCACUGACCAAAAUGGCAGAAACCAGCAGUAAACCUUCAAGUGACUUCAGCUCUCGGCCCAGCACAUCAGUUCCAACAUAUGGCAAAAGCAUGGUGAAAGAAAAAGGAUAUAGAAUCCCACCUGAACAGGAAGGUGUUGAGACACAAUCCAGAGGGACAAAAAGGAAAUUUGAGCAGCGUGAACACAGAGAUAUAAUUCAGAUGGUAAACAGUUCAUCUUCACCACGCACAAUCAAUUGCCGGUCGUCCAACCACAUCUCAUGCCAGCAUAAGAGAAAGUUGAGAAGUCUUGCCUUGUGUCCUACGAAUGAUCAGCUUUUUGUGACUAGUGCUUUGGAUGGACUUGUAAAUCUAUGGCAAAUUCAGUCUAGAGGGUCAAGUGCAAGUCUUCUAAGUACAGCCGAUUGUGCAUCUACCAAACAUAGGAGAUGGCCAGAAGAUAUAGCUUGGCAUCCACAUGGAGGCAGCUUGUUCUCUGUCUACAGUGCUGAUGGUGGGGACUCUCAGGUAGCAGUCCUCAACCUGAAUAAAGGAAAAGAGAAGAAGCGUGUAACUUUCUUAGAAGACAAACCACAUGUAAAGGGUAUUAUCAACAACAUAGUGUUCAUGCCAUGGGAAGACGUUUGUUUUGUGACUGGUGGAAGUGAUCAUGCUGUUGUUCAAUGGACCGAGAAAAAUGGGGAGGACUCAUGGAAACCGAAAGUGUUGCAUAGAAGCAUGCAUUCUUCAGCUGUAAUGGGAGUUGCGGGGAUGCAACAAAAGCAGAUGGUAGUCUCUGUUGGUGCAGAUAAGAGGAUCAUCGGGUUCGAUUUACAAACCGGAAGAGCUGAUUACAAGCAUCAGAUAGAAAGCAAGUGUAUGAGCGUUCUACCAAAUCCUUGCGACUUCAAUCUUUUUAUGGUUCAAACCAGUACUCCACAAAGGCAGCUUCGACUUUUCGAUAUCAGGUUACGGCGAACGGAAAUCCACGAAUUCGGUUGGAAGCAAGAAAGCAGCGAGUCUCAAUCCGCCUUAAUCAACCAGACAUGGUCCCCAGAUGGCUUCUAUCUAACCUCCGGUUCAGCCGACCCAAUGAUCCACAUCUUUGACAUCCGGUUUAACGCUAACAAACCCUCCCAGUCCAUCCGAGCUCACCAAAAACGAGUCUUCAAAGCCUCGUGGCACCACUCUCUCCCCCUCCUCAUUUCCAUAUCCUCAGAUCUCAAUAUCGGAUUACACAAUAUUGUAUAAAAACCAAAACCCGACCACCCAAGUUAACCGUGCUCCCCCCCCACCCAUCUUGCUCAGCUUUUUCGUGGUUACAUCAUCUUUCCUUGUAUGAUCGUUAAGAACUUCUUCCGUACAUGGUUCUUGUCGGAAAGCUUUGGCUUCUAGUUUUUAUUCUGAAGCGGUUUUGGUUGCGGACGAGCGACGACCGAAGUAGACGACACAACGUUCGAGUUAACCAAGAAACAACACAGUUUUGUGAUCUGAGGAGGUAAAAUGCAUACAGUUUUUAGGGCUUUUGUUAAGUGCAAUGUUGUUUGGUAGACAUUCUUAAAAAUAUGUGGGUAUCUGCUAUUUUUCAUGCAUGAAUACAUAGAUAAUUACCAUCGUUUAUUUGAUAUUAGACUUAUGCUGAAGUCAGGGGUUUUAACGGAAACAAAUACUUUUUAAGGUAGAUGACAUGUCUGCUUACAUCUCAUCUUCCGGAUCCUACUUUUAACUGAAAUACACCGAGUUUGUUUAACCUUGGUGGGUUUAUUUUACGGUUUGGAGAGAACAAAUUUUGUUUUGGUUUCGGGAUAGAAUUUAUCUGUCGGGGUCGGUUUAAAUAAG